AUGACGGUGAUGGUCGGCCUCGCCGCGGGCGGGUCGGCGCCCCUGCUUUUCAUCCCCGGCUCACACCAUGUGAUGCGGGAGUUCACGUGCGAUGGCAGUGACAUGAGCCGCUUCCGCGCCGGCGGCGUGUUCGACGUGGGACGCGCCAUUCGCGGUAUCGCGCCACUGCGCGAGCUGCCUGUGGUGCAGCUGCAGCCGCUCGAGCCCGGCAGUGUACUGUUCAUCAACCACUACACGCUCAGCGCCGCGCAGCCGACAAUGUGUGGAUCGGCGGCCCACUACGUGCCGCCGUCCACCCGCACCGUGAAUGGGCCCUGCCAGUACGCCAUGACGCUGAUGCCGGACCGCUGCGUGUUUGAUGGCUUGCGCAAUUCGUGGGCGUCGCGCGACUCGCACGGCCCACUGCAUGCGUACGAGGCGGGGCAGCCACUAGUCGACGACGCCGUGUUCCCCAUCCUCCACAGAGCCCUUGAUGUGGAGUAG
This is a messenger RNA of Trypanosoma grayi, 483 nucleotides long. Its product is annotated as putative 40S ribosomal protein S8. Lineage: Eukaryota; Euglenozoa; Kinetoplastea; Trypanosomatida; Trypanosomatidae. The record is from RefSeq and is a predicted model, not a curated record. Bases 1 to 483 code for a protein of 160 amino acids. The transcript has a single exon.